Oryctolagus cuniculus (rabbit) is the source of this 3576-nucleotide messenger RNA. It is a transcript of the gene VARS2, whose product is annotated as valyl-tRNA synthetase 2, mitochondrial. Gene Ontology annotation, biological process: valyl-tRNA aminoacylation. The record is from RefSeq and is a predicted model, not a curated record. NCBI's taxonomy places the organism in Eukaryota, Metazoa, Chordata, Mammalia, Lagomorpha, Leporidae. Gene Ontology annotation, molecular function: valine-tRNA ligase activity; aminoacyl-tRNA deacylase activity; ATP binding. Gene Ontology annotation, cellular component: cytosol.
GAGUGGCCGCGCACGCGCAGUGCGUGAGGGGCGGGCGGUCUCUGCGCGCAGCGUGAUCGCCGGCCUGCUUCCAGGGCCGGCUUCGCUGGUGCCCCGCGUCCCUGCCGCCGCCGCGGGGCGCCCUGGGAUAGCGGCGGGGUCGCUGAUCUUGACCCCUCUCCAGACAACUCCCGAUGCCUCAUUUGCCUCUGGCCUCUCUGAGACCCUCGCUCUGGGGUCUGAGGCCCCCACGGGGCCUCCGCAGCCUCCAUCCCCUUUCUACACAGUCAGAGCCCCAUCAUGGACCUCCCGUCUCCCGGAGGAACCGAGAAGCCAAACAGAAGCGCCUGCGGGAGAGGCAGGCGGCGCUGGAGGCCGGGACAGCCGGGAAGGGCCAGUCACCUGCAGAACCCAGGAAGGCCUGGAGCCCUAAGGAGGUGGUGCUGUAUGAAGUCCCUACGGAGCCCGGGGAGAAGAAAGAUGUGUCGGGGCCCCUGCCUGCUGCCUACAGCCCUCGCUACGUCGAGGCUGCCUGGUACUCGUGGUGGGAGCGAGAGGGCUUCUUCAAACCAGAAUAUCAGGCCCAGAUGCCCCAGACCACAGGGCAGACGUUUUCCAUGUGUAUCCCGCCCCCCAAUGUCACUGGGUCCCUGCACAUCGGCCACGCACUCACGGUGGCCAUAGAGGAUGCCCUCGUGCGCUGGCACCGCAUGCGAGGGGAUCGGGUGCUCUGGGUCCCUGGCUCCGAUCACGCAGGAAUUGCUACACAAGCUGUGGUGGAGAAGCGGCUGUGGACGGAGCGGGGAGUGAGGAGACACGAGCUGGGCCGGGAGGACUUCCUCAAGGCCGUGUGGCAGUGGAAGGCGGCGAAAGGUGGCGAGAUCUGUGAGCAGCUGCGUGCUCUGGGCGCCUCCCUGGACUGGGACCGAGAGUGCUUUACCAUGGAUGCCGGCUUCUCGGUGGCUGUGACCGAAGCUUUCGUGCGGCUCUACGAGGCAGGGUUGCUGUACCGAGGCCGUCAGCUCGUCAACUGGUCGUGCGCCUUACGAUCAGCCAUCUCUGAUAUUGAGGUGGACAGCCGGGCCUUGCCUGGCCGCACCGAGCUGCAGCUGCCUGGCUGCCCCAGCCCUGUGUCUUUUGGCCUGCUCUUUUCUGUUGCCUUCCCCGUGGAUGGAGAACCUGACGCCGAGGUUGUGGUGGGAACCACAAGGCCGGAGACGUUGCCCGGAGACGUGGCCGUGGCUGUUCAUCCCGACGACUCCCGAUACACACACCUGCACGGGCGACGGCUUCGUCACCCCUUGACCGGAGAGCUUCUGCCGCUCAUCACCGACCCUGCGGUUCAGCUGCACGUGGGCACCGGGGCAGUGAAGGUGACGCCAGCCCACAGUCCCGCCGACACCGAGAUGGGCGCCCGGCAUGGCUUGAGCGCCCCGAGUGUCAUCGCGGAGGACGGGACCAUGACCCCCCUCUGCGGGGACUGGCUGCAGGGUCUUCACCGCUUUGUGGCCCGGGAAAAGAUUGUGUGUGCGCUGCGGGAGCGGGGCCUGCUCCGCGGCCUCCAGAGCCACGCCAUGGUGCUGCCCAUCUGCAGCCGGUCCGGGGACGUGGUGGAAUACCUGCUCAAGAGCCAGUGGUUUGUCCGCUGCCGGGAGAUGGCCGACCGAGCUGCCAAGGCCGUGGAGUCCGGGGCCCUGGAGCUCUGGCCUGCCUUCCACCGGAAGAACUGGCAGCACUGGUUUGCCCACAUCGGGGACUGGUGUGUCUCCCGGCAGCUGUGGUGGGGCCAUCAGAUUCCAGCCUACCAGGUCAUGGAGGAGCACGCCAGGGGUGACGGGCAGGACUGUUGGGUGGUCGGGCGGUCAGAGGCCGAGGCCAGAGCGCUGGCAGCAGCCCUGACCGGGAGACCGGGGGCGGAGCUGACUCUGGAGAGGGACCCUGAUGUCCUGGACACGUGGUUCUCUUCGGCGCUCUUCCCCUUUUCUGCCCUGGGCUGGCCCCAGGAGACCCCAGACCUGGCUCGCUUCUACCCCCUGUCGCUUCUGGAAACGGGCAGUGACCUUCUGCUGUUCUGGGUGGGCCGCAUGGUCAUGCUGGGCACUCAGCUCACAGGGCAGCUCCCCUUCAGCAAGGUGCUUCUUCACUCCAUGGUUCGGGACAGGCAGGGCCGGAAGAUGAGCAAGUCCCUGGGGAAUGUGCUGGACCCACGGGACAUCAUCAGCGGAGUGGGGCUGCAGGUGCUGCAGGAGAAGCUGAGAGAUGGGAACUUGGACCCCGGGGAGCUGGCCUUUGCAGCCGCAGCGCAGAAAAAGGACUUCCCUCACGGGAUCCCCGAGUGUGGGACGGAUGCCCUGCGCUUCACGCUGUGUUCCCACGGGGGCCUGGGGGGCGACUUGCACCUGUCUGUCUCUGAGGUCCUGAGCUGCCGCCAUUUCUGCAACAAGAUCUGGAACGCCCUGCGCUUUAUCCUCAAUGUCCUGGGGGAGAAAUUCACCCCCCAGCCCGUGGAGGAGCUGUGCCCCUCCUCGCCCAUGGACGCCUGGAUCCUGAGCCGCCUCGCCGGCGCCGCACAGGAGUGUGAGCGCGGCUUCCUCACGCGGGAGCUCUCGCUCGCCACCCGCGCCCUGCACCACUUCUGGCUCCACAGCCUCUGCGACGUCUACCUCGAGGCCGUGAAGCCCCUACUGUCACACUCGCCCCGGCCGCAGGGGCCCCCUCAGGUCCUGUUCUCCUGCGCUGACCUGGGGCUCCGCCUCCUCGCCCCGCUAAUGCCCUUCCUGGCCGAGGAGCUCUGGCAGAGGCUGCCCCCCAGGCCUGGCGGCCCGCCUGCCCCCAGCAUCUCCGUGGCCCCCUACCCCAGUGGCCACAGCCUGGAGCACUGGCGCCAGCCCGAGCUAGAGCGGCGCUUCUCCCACGUCCAGGAGGCCGUGCAGGCGCUCCGGGGGCUCCGUGCCACGUACCAGCUCACCAAAGCCCGGCCCCGAGUGCUGCUGCACAGCUCGGAGCCUGAAGAGCGGGGCCUCUUCCAGGCCUUCCUGGAGCCCCUGGGCACCCUGGCUCACUGUGGAGCCGUAGCCCUCCUGCCCCCAGGUGCCGCAGCUCCCUCUGGCUGGGCCCAGGCCCCUCUUGGUGACACUGUUCAGGUCUACAUGGAGCUGCAGGGCCUGGUAGACCCUGGGGCCCAUCUACCUCUGCUGGCCGCCCGAAGGCACAAGCUGCAGAAACAGCUUGAUGGCCUCACAGCCCAGACCCCGUCAGAAGGGGAGGCAGAGACCCAGAGGCAGCAACGGCUUUCUUCCCUCCGGUUGGAACUGGCGAAGCUGGACCAGGCGGCCUCUCACCUCCGGCAGCUGAUGCCAGAGACGCCCAGCUCCCGGAGCGCUGGGCCCUAAGUCACCUCCCAGACCUGCCCUCGGGGGCAGACGGAUUUGUCCACUGCCGGGGGACCUCACAGACUGUGGUCCUGUCUCCUCAUCUUGUGAACGGGAAGCAGGCUGCCGGGUCAGGGUGGCCGUGAGCUCCCUGAGCUGUCGCGUCCCUGCCCAGCCUCUCCUAAGUGCAGGAGUGAGGAGAGUCAGAUAAAACUUUGAAAACCUC